AUGGCUUCCACUCCCUCCCAAGCGCCCGAGGCGCCUUCCGAACCGGCCCCAUCUAUACUUCCAGCGGAUGCCGAGACCCCUGUCAACGCUGAGACCCCUGGCAAUGCCGAGACCCCUGCCAACGUGCUCGGGCCAAUUGUGAUCGACGAUUUUGGCGACGACACCAACAGUGAGUUCGACAAUGAAUUGUCCGAUCUCACUUCCCUGUCAUCAAGCGUGCUCGAGUAUGAGUAUGAAAAUGGUCGGCGGUAUUGCAGUAACCGCUCCGGAAAUUAUUGGAUGCCCAACGAUGAGGAGGAACAGGAUCGAAUGGAUAUCACGCACCAUAUAUGGCUAAUGAUGCUGAAAGGGGAGCUCUAUAAUGCCCCUAUCAAAUCUUCCCCUCAAAACAUCCUUGACCUGGGUACCGGAACAGGCAUUUGGGCUAUGGACAUGGCCGAAAAAUUCCCCAGCGCCCACGUCAUUGGGAAUGACAUCAGCCCUAUCCAGCCCAAUUGGGUGGCGCCAAAUAUCGAGUUCAUCGUGGAGGACUUCGAAACUGAGUGGCAGUUUGACGAGAACCAUUUUGACUUCAUUCAUGCACGAUGCCUAGCAGGAUGCGUGGCCGACUGGCCCGGAUUUAUCCGUAGGAUUUACGACCACGUCAAACCUGGCGGCUAUUUUGAAUCGCACGAGAGUGCCGUGUGGGCUCAGAGUGACGAUGGAUCCCUCAAGGAAACUUCGGCGAUCAUGGAAUGGCAGCAAGCGGUCGAUGUCGCCGGGAAAAUGAUCGGUCGGGAGAUGAACAUCUGCCAUAAGCUGAAGAAUUGGCUUAUUGAAGCCGGCUUUGAGGAUGUCAACUUGUCGGUCUACGCGUUGCCGUUCUCGCCCUGGCCGCGCGAUCCCUUUCUGAAGGCUCUGGGGAAGUACCAGACGGUGCAAUUGCAGCAAGCCAUCGAUUCCUACGGGCUGCGCUUGUGCACGCAGGUGCUUGGAUGGAGCUCGGAAGCGGCCAUGAUCCAUAAUGCUUUGGUCAAGCGGGAGCUGUUGGACAAAAAGCUGCAUGCUUACGUUCAAACAAUUGCAGUAUAUGGCAGAAAGCCCCUGCAUUCUUAA
Molecule: messenger RNA, 1095 nt
Organism: Penicillium macrosclerotiorum
Lineage: Eukaryota; Fungi; Ascomycota; Eurotiomycetes; Eurotiales; Aspergillaceae
Product: class I SAM-dependent methyltransferase
Exons: 9
Coding region: 1-1095 (364 amino acids)
Molecular function (GO): methyltransferase activity
Source: RefSeq, a predicted model, not a curated record